AAGAAGAGCAAGAGCCGAAAGACGAUGAUAAACAGCAAGAAGAAGAGCAAGAGCCGAAAGACGAUGAUAAACAGCAAGAAGAAGAGCAAGAGCCGAAAGACGAUAAGGAGAAAACUGUCGGAGAAUGGGUGGAAGCCUUAAACGUUAUGGAUGAAUUGGGUUUUGAAGAUUAUUCCCCACUGAUAGAUAUAACAAGGUCCUCAAUUGAUAAAGCGGAAUUUAAAGAAAAACAAAAACAACUUCUCACCCAAACCUCCUCCUCUUUUAUUAAAGAUUUAGAAGCAAUAGAAAGAGAUGAUUAA
Messenger RNA from Racocetra persica, 302 nucleotides. The record is from the annotation of a GenBank genome assembly. NCBI's taxonomy places the organism in Eukaryota, Fungi, Glomeromycota, Glomeromycetes, Diversisporales, Gigasporaceae.